AUGCAACACGCUUCAGCCUCACCCCAGACCGCAAUCAACAAGAUCAACAAAGUCACCGCAGAGAAUAAUGGCAGGCCAUCGCUUAUGGACCUGCUGACGGCAUCUGAUGUGGAGGAUAGCAACCAGUCUUUUGUCGGUUCUUCACAGCAAAGCUCCACCAAGCCGGUCACACCUUUUACGUUUGAGUCGAGGCCCUUGCCGCCCUUGAACACAGCUAACACGCAACCUAAAUCAGACAUCCCUGGACGCAAUACCCAAAGUCUUUUGCAGCCUAAAGGAAAGCCAGAGACGGUUUCAUACUUGAAUGACCCAUCAAAAGCGGGCAACAGCAGCGCAAACUCAGAUGACCAUGCGGAAGCGACUGGCGCAAAGGAGGCCUUGGCUCUGGAUGGGUCAAGUGAUAUGAAGCAGAAGACACUCAAUCUUAGAACCAAUAUGCGGGAGCCCAUUCCCAAUUCAACAUCUAUACCCAGGACUAGCAUUACGCGCAGGGCUGCACCUUACAAAGUCCCGACAAUCAAUGAACGCGAGUCGCUGCGUUCCAGUCGGACGCCACAAUUCCGCGCUAGACCUCUGGAUCCAAAAGUCUUUACAGGCGCAGGGGACGUUGGUGUACCUCGAAUUCGGAAACUGCCGCUCACGGUGCCGGUGUCGCCUGUUUUCACUAGUCGUGCGGCACAGGAGAUUCCAGUUCCAUUCCAACUUGCAACGCAACGUCGCGCUGAGAUCCAUAUGCACCAACACGGAUCUGGGGCUGCAGCUCAAACGACCUCAGUCGGCGCGCGACGACCAAGUCGACUUGCAGGACUCGCCCCCCUUCGCUCGUCAAUACCAUCAGGCCACACCUCUGGUGCUAUCAGAAAAUCACAGUUUAAGCCGACGGUGCCCAUCUCGCCAAAGCUCGGUCAACGAGUCCCUGUACGAGCACUUCAACCAACACGCUUUUUACUCAAGAAGAGCACGAAGGAGUUAACUCAGCCGCAUGAGUUUCGCUUUCAUUCCGAUCAGCGUGCCAGGGAGAGGGAGCAGUUUGAACAGUCGGCUAAGAAGCGAGAGCAAGAGCUGUUAGAGCUCAAACAAAAGGCACCGGAGCUGCACAGGCAGCGCGAGCAAAGAAUGAGGGUGCGCGAGAGUAUGGAGCGAUCAUUUCAUGCAGGACCAAUCAAGCAUUAUCAACCAAUAACGAUCCAUAAGGCCACCAAACCGUUGACGAAGCCCAUGAGCCCCAUGAUUGGUGAGAAACGAAAGAGGCACGAGAUGGAAACCCAGUAUCUGGAGCAACAGCAGCACACUACGCACCUACAAGGUUCUUACGGCGACAUCCAGACCAAUGCAUCCUAUGCACAGAGCGCUGACGAUCCACAAGGCUCGUAUCUGCCGGAACUAAACGCCGUGGUUGAACCAGAGGUUUACCGAGAAUUCGAAGAGGCCAAGAUCUUGCAGGAACAACAUCGGGCGCUUCAAGAACAGCUCACACGGCAGGAGCGGAGGCAGCUAGAACUCGCCAACAGCUAUCACGCCACCAUUCAUCAACCACCAAUCCGCCUCUCAUUUCCUUUGGAUCCCGCAUUUGAAGCACUACAAACAAGCGACAGCCGUGCUAACUCUAGCGAGAGUGCGGAUGCUGAGCAGCCGAAUGCUGAGCAGCCGAAUGGAACUUCGGAGGAUCAGCCUGGAGGCUAG
Molecule: messenger RNA, 1683 nt
Organism: Gamsiella multidivaricata
Lineage: Eukaryota; Fungi; Mortierellomycota; Mortierellomycetes; Mortierellales; Mortierellaceae
Exons: 6
Coding region: 1-1683 (560 amino acids)
Biological process (GO): activation of protein kinase activity; regulation of mitotic spindle organization
Cellular component (GO): microtubule; spindle
Source: RefSeq, a predicted model, not a curated record